GUUUUAGAAAAGUUCUGUACAGAUAUUAGUUAUGAAAAAAGGAUUGAGAAUAUUGAUUCAAAGUCAGUUUUUGAAGACCAACUAUCUAAAUUUAUGUGUGCAAUAAAAUGUAGAGAUGGCAAAGAGUACCAUGCAUCCUUAAUAAAAAAUUGCAUGGCUGCUAUCUGGUGUCAUCUUAAUAAGAAAUUAGGUUUAGUAAAAUCUGUGAACAUUUUAAAUCCAAAAAUUUUUUAUAAAUUCAAUACUGUUAUUAAUGGAAAGAUAAAAACACUCUCUUAUGCAGGUCUAGGUAAAUGUAAUAGUGCAGAUAGUUUAAUAAUUAAUGAAGUUGAGCAAAUUCUAGAACACCCUAUGAUUUAA
This is a messenger RNA of Cetraspora pellucida, 360 nucleotides long. Lineage: Eukaryota; Fungi; Glomeromycota; Glomeromycetes; Diversisporales; Gigasporaceae. The record is from the annotation of a GenBank genome assembly.